UGUGCGUCCUGCGUCCUCUGGCCGUAAGCGUGAUCGCUGGCACCUCGGGUCGUGUGACAUUGGGGCAGUGCAGGACACCUCGGCACCGGAGUGUGAAGGCGGGGACGGAGACGACCGGUGAGAGGUGAGGGGUGAGGGGGUCGCUGCUGUCCGACGAGCUUCUGGUCUUUUACGCGGAGCGGAGCGGAGCGCGGCACGUGGCUGUUUCCUCGGGGCUCUGGAGCUCAGCCCGACCAGAAGAGCAGGGGGUGGGCACACUUCUCACACCGGGACAGUUUGUUUGACACCUGCUCCACUUGUGUCCGGGACUGUGCUUGUUGUCACGUCACGGUGCCAAACUGAAAAGUUCGCAGGGGACUACUCCGUGCGCACGAUGUACACAAUCACAAGAGGUCCCAGCAAACUGGUCACGCAGCGACGCACAGGGCCGACGCAGCAACUGGACAACAAGAUAAACGACUUCAAGCACAAGCAGACGUCCUGGAAUCUGCCCGACCUCCCUGCACCCAAGAUAGUUUUCAACCGCCCGAAUGGUAAGAAGUACCAUCAGCCUACUCCGGCUCUGCCCGCAGACGACCGCCAGGAAGAGACUUUCACCGCCGCACACGAGGAAAACGUGAAGUUCGUCUACGACGCCUGGCAGGAGGUGGUGCAGCAAGAGCAGAGGCCCGAGGAGAACCAGGGCGCAGUCCACUUUGUAGAAACCACUCCCACCCUCAUGGACAACUUUGUGCCCAUCGACCUGGACGAGUGGUGGGCCCAGCGCUUCCUAGCCAACAUAGACAAGCUGUCCUGACACCGGGCUCUGUGGGUCUUGACAGGCGGUCAGGAAGCGAGACCUGGAGCAGAAUAGCUCACAGAGAGGAAACGUGGGAGCAGCAGCAGCAGGUGUGAACGGGUCAGUGUCCUGACGUGAUUCAAAUGAUUGGACGGUGCUGGGACGCCGACGCAGAAACCACAGAGAAUCACCUCACUGGAACUCUUGCCUUCAUACUCCCAACACUGAGUCGGUCUCAGACGGCACGUUGACAGACAAUGUCUGGACGUUGAGGCUCUUCCUCAUCUCACCGUCCUCAAAACAAAGUAAAGUUGUUUUUUUUUUUCCAAGA
Molecule: messenger RNA, 1109 nt
Organism: Scophthalmus maximus (turbot)
Lineage: Eukaryota; Metazoa; Chordata; Actinopteri; Pleuronectiformes; Scophthalmidae
Product: MAPK regulated corepressor interacting protein 2
Exons: 5
Coding region: 374-796 (140 amino acids)
Source: RefSeq, a predicted model, not a curated record